Messenger RNA from Anopheles merus, 3065 nucleotides. RefSeq names its product putative transporter svop-1. Gene Ontology annotation, biological process: transmembrane transport. The transcript is spliced from 6 exons. NCBI's taxonomy places the organism in Eukaryota, Metazoa, Arthropoda, Insecta, Diptera, Culicidae. Bases 422 to 1993 code for a protein of 523 amino acids. Gene Ontology annotation, molecular function: transmembrane transporter activity. The record is from RefSeq and is a predicted model, not a curated record.
UUUAAGUUGAUAUUAACAUUUAUAAUCAAGUGUACAUUCGUACUGUUCCAACGACAAACAUUACUAACGUGCGUUACAGGAAGUUGACGACAUGCUUCCGUAUUCCGUUUUGUGUUUUCUAGAGAUUAAGCUAAGUAACUACUGUCUUUCUUAUCGCAUCAGUCAGCAACAAGCGGUACACACAUGGCCUAUUAUUUGAUCUUAAGAAACUUAAUUUAAGUUACUGGAUAAGAUCGUUUGGUCUUUAGAUAUCUUGGAAACCCUGUGCUGUGUAGUCGACGUAUACUCGUGUAGUGCGCUGCAUUUUGUGAAUGUAGUAUUGUGCUCUCUGAUUACUGUACCUAUUUUAGUUAGGCCAAAUCUCGAACCAUCGCAGUUGAGGCAGUGACUGAAUGCCAUACUAUAAUCAACAAUCAGAAAGAUGGGUCUUGAAGAUAUCUCUUCCCCGGUGUUUACCAUCGAUAGCAACAAAGUAUCAAUGCCGGAUAUUGCAUUAAAGACUUAUACUUUUGACGAAGUGAUAGAUAUUAUAGGUUUUGGUAAAACCACAUUGCAGAUCUUUAUAGCCUCUUCAAUAAUAAUGAUGGCAGUCUUGAAUGAAACAAUGGGUAUUUCAAUAGUAAUUCCGGCGGCACAGUGCGAUCUUAAUCUAUCGGCCACUGAUAAAGGCAUAUUGACUGGAGUAAGUUUUGCUGGCAUUAUCGUUUCGUCACACUUCUGGGGUUAUAUUGCAGACACAAAAGGUCGCCGUAGGACGCUAAUCGUGUCACUGCUGUUAACCGCAGUCUGUUCUCUGGUGUCCAGUUUAUCCAUCAACUACACAAUGAUGGUGGUUAUGCGCUUUCUAGUGGGAGUUUUCAUUUCCGCACCGUCGGCUACCAUAUUCGCUUAUCUGGGAGAAUUUUUCAAAACAGCAAACCGUACACUGGUAAUAACUUAUGCAAGCACUGCAGUGGGACUGUCUGCCGUUUUUACAGCAACUGCUGGAUGGUAUGUGCUAUCGUUGCACUGGAUGCUAGAUAUUCCCGGGACGGAACUCACUAUAAAACCGUGGCGUCUCUUGUUUUUUGUGUACACCAUACCUACGUUGAUAGGAGCAUUUUGGUUAAUGAUUCUUCCUGAAAGUCCAAAGUUUUACCUUUCGCGCGGACGAGAAUCGGAAGCAUUCGAGAUUUUGUUGCGGUUGUAUCUAGAGAAUCACCCACAUGCAGCCGUGGAUGAUUUUGCCGUUAAACAUAUAACGCCCGAAGCGGGACAAAAAGAUCGCAGUACGUCACUGAAAAGGACCGGUAGUUGCUGGAAAGUUGCGUGUAGCGUAUGGAACCAAACGGUUCCACUCUUUCAGAAACAGAACGUUAUUAACUUCGUCAUUUGUUGCGUGGUGCAAUUUGGACUGUUUGUAGUUUCAGCUGGAAUGGGGCUUUGGUUUCCAGAUAUAAUUAAUCGACUAACUACAACAAACGUUUCAGAUAUUUCUGUCUGCGAAGCACUUGAAGUAUCAGCAAACCCUGGCUACAUAUUGAAUGUUGAGACAAUCAUCGAUGAAGCGUGCAAAGACAAUAUCAAUGAACGUGUGUUCAUCUACGCUAUUAGUUUGGGUAUAUUGUAUACAGUGGUGUAUCUAGCUAUGUCGGUACUAAUGCGCAAGCUAGGACGUAAGUGUUUGGUAGCAUUCAAUUUAUUCUUUUCGGGAUGUUCUGGGAUUGUGUUGCAGUUUGUAGCCAACCCAUACAUCACUAUUGCACUGUUUUGUUCGUUUUUGGUAUUUGCUGGUACAUCAAUUUCUAUUCUUAACGGCGCAACUGUAUCAAUAUUUCCAACGAAUGUUCGUGCGAUGGCCGUUUGUUUGAGCCUGAUGAUGGGACGGCUAGGCAGUGUUUUCGGAAGUAACCUAGUGGGACUUAUCUUGGAGGAAAACUGUACGCUAACAUUUUAUCUCUUUGCCAGCGGUUCAAUUAUCUGCGCCGUUCUAACAUUAUUUUUGCCCAGUUAAUAGACACGUUAGCUUUAAGCAACGAACAAUCUAAUAUGUUUGUCAAUUGGAGCACUAAAAGUAAUGAAAAAUAUUGCACCUUAGUGUUAAUUUUAUUUUCAGAAGGAACGGCUUCGGCCCUAUUGGUUAGUGACAAAUUUGUGUAGUAGAACAACCCAAUUUAAAUAGACGGUACACACAUAUGAGUACACAAAUAAAAUAUAAGAAUAACUUGAUUAUGCCUCAUUCAUUCGUACUCAAUGAUAAAAAAGCUGCAUUUUACAAUCAAUUUUGAUGAUGGCUUUAUAACAUGGAAGUAGUUUGAGUAGGUUCGGUUGACAUUAUCAAACGGAGUUGGAACGACAUCAAACGGUACAGCAGACAAUGGAUUUGUUUUGAUUUUGCGCGAGAUCAGUAUCGUUUAUUUCCCAAAUACUGCGAUUCUUUUACUUUUUGCUUUUGUGGCCACUUGUUCGAAUAUCAUAUAACACUGUUGGUGGGACGUCACAUCAUCCGAUGUCGUUAUGCGUACGCGUUCUUGCAUGACAUGAAGUUCGUAUUGAUUUAUUUUUUUAUCCAUUCAAAGGAAAGCCGAGUUUGUGAUACAACAGGCACACAGAACAGAACAGACAAGGGCGAUCAAAAGUUUUGUUGUAGAAUGUUAUUUCAAAAAUGUGCUUUAUGAGAUAAGUUCUAUUUAAUAAUCUUAUGAUUAGAAACGGAAAUAUCUGAUCCCUAAAAAAAUAUAUGAGAAAAUAAUAAAAAUUCUUGAAAGCUUGUUUUUAUUGUUGUUAAAAAUAUAGUUUUACUUCAUAUUAUUUAACAUUGAAUGCACAUGAAUUGGCAUACAGUUUUCAUUUGCGUCGAAUGUAUGAGAUCAUAAGUAUUGUUUUAAUUACUCUUUCUAAUGAUACAAGAUCAGGGCAACCCAAACUGCGGUAUGCUGCUUAAAUGUAGGCUUCAAAUGCAAACAAUGCGCUGCAAAUAACCAAUUAGUUAUAUUCCAUAUUAAAAAAAAUAAAAUUUAGCAUAUAUAAAUAAAAAAAUAUUCGCUAGUAGUAUUAUCAUUGUUCAAGUAAAUUUAUAUAUCUUC